AUGGCGACCGCAAUUUCGAAGCCGACCUCGCAUACCCCUAAGAUGAAGCGACCGCCCCCGCCUUUCGUCCAGACCGGAGUGAACGGAGUCAAGUCUCAACAAUCCUCCUCUUCUUCUCCUCCCUCCUCCGCGAAACGUCUGCCCGGUUCGAACCAACCGGCUUCAGCAAGCUCCGCCGGCGGCCCGACGUCAAAUGGCGUCAAUGGCGCGGCUAAUGCGGCUGCCGGCUCGAACAAGGCUACUCAGAAUCGACCUAAGAAGGAAGCGCAAAAGCCCGGUGACCAGGCUGCGCGGUUACAAAAACCAUUGUUAAGGUCCUUAUCCAUUGACAAUGAUCGUCGCGCAGGGAAUAGGUGUCCCGAGCCAUAUGUCAAAACGUCGUCUUACAUCCUCAAGAAGUUCUCCAAAUGCCCGCCCUCGCUUAUCCUCCACCUUCACCCAACACAUUUCCGCUUCGAGCAACAAGAUGGAAGCUUCCCUUAUAAUUCCGAGAUGAAGGUCAUCAUCGAACAUAUUCGUGCCGGAACCGUUCCCCAUGAUAUGAUGGAGGAGCUGUUGCGGGCUAAUGUCCGAUUCUAUGAAGGCACGCUUCCACAUGCCUCAACUUCACCUCUAUCUGGCUGCCUCAUCGUUCGCGUGGUCGAUCACAAGUCGGUGUCAGCCCAGGCCAGGAAGUCGACUGCGCCGACUUCCAACGAGAAUAACACCCCGUUCUCGAUUCAUAACUAUAACGAGCAUGUUACACCAUCGGCUUAUGUGCCCUACCCAAAGCAAUCCCAAUUAAACUCCGAUAAGCCGACCGCCAAGGAAACCCCAACCGGAAAUCAACCCGAUACGAAAACCAACGGCGAGCAGUCCGGCGACUCGGAGAAUCGUGCAGAGGAAGCUACAUCGAACUCCGCUCAACCCAAGCAGCCUCCAAAACCCCGAGUUUUCACUACCGUGCUCCACCCAACUCCACGUUCCUUGCAAGCGGAACUCACUUUACUUGCCACUACACCCGAUCCCAAAGCGGCGAAACAGUCGGCAUCAAAUGCUGCCUCGCGUCCUCAGCAGUCCUCGUCUACAGCUCCACCAUCUCCAGGAGGGUCAUCCAAUCAGACUGAGCGUGGACAUCCUGCAAAACGACAGAGAAUGUUGGUUGAACCUCAGGAGUUUCUGGAAUGUGAAGCGAGAUUGACAAGAGCACUGGCUCCACCUCUCUUCUUGGACCCUGUCAACAGUUUCGACGCUGUGCAAGAUCUGCUGAAGAUCAUGGAGAGCCCGCUCCACCGCGAUCCGCCACCCUCACCAAAGAGGAGGAAACGUACCGUGGCUGAACUCGCUGCUGACGAGGCGCUGGCUGCCGAGGAAGAGAGAUUCAUGCUCAUCAUGGAUGAGCGUCUGGAGCCUACCUCCUCCGGUGGUGCUGGAGGGCCGAAAUCCGCGGUCGUGGAUGAUACGGGUGGUGGUGCACCAUUUGAGCCUCGAUUCUCAAGGUUCAAGACGCUUGAGAAUAUCCGUAUGCAGCAUGAGGAGAAGGCCAAGCGCGAACAUGAAGUCAAGAUGAAACAGGAGUUGGCUAAACGACAACAGCAAGAGCAGGAGAGGGAGAAACGUCGCCUUCUGGAGCAGCGACAGAAUGAAGAGCACGCUAAGGAAGAGGCUCGUAGACAGCACUUUGCCGCGCAGGCUCAGGCGCAACUUGCGGCGCAGCAGCAACAACAACAACAACAGCAGCAGCAGAAUCGGCAUGUCAUGGCGCAAACUAACGGGGUUAGCCAAGCGCCGCAGUCUUCGCCGGUGGUCCGUAAUCAGACACCCCACAACACCUCUUCGCCUGUUGUUGGCAACACAAUGGCCGCACAAGCAAGUGUUCCUAUGAGCAUGACGCCUUCUAUGCAGGGAGCAGGCAGCCCCCCGAGGCCGCCAUCUGCAUUGCAGCACGCCCAUCCUACAGUUAUGAGCCAUCCGAUGGCACCUUCCAGAAGCCAACAGGGACAGAGCCGACAUGGGACACCACAGAUGACUCAAGGAACGCCAGCAAUGUCUCAUGCUACACCUAUCAUGCGCAAUGUAACACCAACACAGCGUAUGAGCCACGCCAGCCCGAGUCACACGACAAUGGCCCCAACACCGGUGAUGAACCAGGCUACCAUGAUGGGAACACCACAAAUGGGAGGCGGAAUGGGCCUUACAACUCAACAGCAACAGCAGAUGCUAUUGCAGCAGAGGCAACAACUUCUCGCCCAGCAAGGGCACAUGGUACAGAAUCAGUUCUCGCCCAAGCAAGUAGCUCAGAUGCAGGCCAACGCACAUGCGCAGCAGAAUAUUCAAGCCCAUCAGCAGCAGAUGCUACAAGCCCAGCAGCAGAAUUUCCAGGCACAGCCCAAGUUCCCGAAUCCACAAGCCUAUCAGGCUCAGUUGAUGCGUGCGCAGCUCGCGCAGAUGCACAUGGCUCAGCAGCAGCAACAGCAACAGCAACAGCAGCAGCAACCGCAACAGCAGCAAGGCCAGCAAUCACAGAAUCAACAGGGACAGGUACACCAAAACAGCCCACAUAUGAACCCUCAACAGCAGCAAAUGCUAAUGGCAGCGGCUCAGGCCAAUGGAGGUCAUCUGCCACAAAAUAUGCAAGGAGUAAAUUUGGCACAGAACGUCAUCACUCCACAGCGCUACCAGCAAUUAUUCACUCAGCGAUUAGUACGGCUUAGGCAAGAAAUGGCGGCUCGAUUGAUGCCACAGUACGGUUCACCGUCGCAGUUCCCACCACAUAUACAACGACAGUACACCACGGGACUGGAACAGAAUGCCAAAGCCUGGGUUCAUGACAUUGUUCGACGAGAGCGCGAGCUGAUUCAGCAACGUGCCAACCAGGUUGCUCAAGUUCAAGCUCAGGUGAUGCAGCAGCAACAUCAGCAGCAGCAACAGCAACAAAACAUGAUGCAGAACGCCCGGGGAAGUAGCUGAUUUGCUUUACCUUCUUUUUCCUUUCAUUCUAACUACAAUAUGCCGCAGGGCUAUUCUUUCAUCUUUACCCUUUUUCUUCAAACCUUACCGUUCUUAUACCUUCUAUCGGAUUUGGACAGCGCAUGGCGCUCC
This is a messenger RNA of Aspergillus eucalypticola CBS 122712, 3081 nucleotides long. RefSeq lists its product as uncharacterized. Gene Ontology annotation, cellular component: SAGA complex. The transcript is spliced from 3 exons. Gene Ontology annotation, molecular function: transcription coregulator activity. Lineage: Eukaryota; Fungi; Ascomycota; Eurotiomycetes; Eurotiales; Aspergillaceae. Gene Ontology annotation, biological process: regulation of transcription by RNA polymerase II. The record is from RefSeq and is a predicted model, not a curated record. Bases 1 to 2949 code for a protein of 982 amino acids.